ACAUGCUUCAUGGGUGGAAGUCACUUGCACCACUCUGGUAUCAAGUGAAGAGCUUCUACUCCCACAUAAAACCUAUUAUGAAUGCUUCUAAGGAUGGAAUUAUACUCAUAGGCUCUACAGUACAUCAUACAGAACACUAAGGAAGGCUGGAACUACUGAUUGUGGUAACCUAAAACUUACUUGUAGGUGAAUUAGGUGAAGAAGAUGGUGUUCACUGGCUAAUAUGAUGGUCAGACUCGUUACCUUCAAGCUUACCUGGUGUCUCUUGUUUACGUUGGGAAUCCACGACUAAUUGAUAGAAGAGUUACAGUCACUAAUGAUUAGGGUGAUAACCUAGGUGUUCAAACCUCAGACAUUUGUUACUAUGCACAUGAGUCACCCAAUCCAGAAGCAGUCAUAAAACAGGACUUGAGGAUUAAUUAUCUAUUAGUAUGUACAAUAUUAAUAUAACUCUGGAAAUGCCGAAAUAUAUAAAAUUAUCUGGGAAAAUCUCGGCAUAUCUGGCCACCUGCAUCACCUACCAUGCCUCUGUGUCACCUACCAUGCCUCUGUGUCACCUACCAUACCACUGUGUCACUUACCAUGAAUAUGUCACCUACUAUGAUGCUUCAUUCUUCACCUGCAGUGCUGGGUAUUCCCAGGGAGGCAUCAUUAGCCGAGGCAUAGUGGAAUCCUUGGAUCAUAAUAUCACGACCUUUAUAUCUUUAUCUUCGCCCCAAGCUGGCCAAUAUGGAGAUGACUUUCUACGACUUAUCUUCCCACAGUACAUAAAAGAGACAGCAUAUGAAGUGUUUUACUCAAGAGUCGGCCAGAGAAUAUCAGUAGCUAAUUACUGGAAUGAUCCCCACCAUCAAGACCUCUAUUAUAAGUACUCAAAUUACUUACCGUAUCUCAACAAUGAGAUCAGCGGUUCCCAAAAAAGUGAAUACCUUAAGAAUUUUAUGAAACUUAAGAAGCUUGUUCUGAUUGGUGGUCCAGAUGAUGGAGUUAUCACCCCGUGGCAAUCAAGCCAUUUUGGAUAUUUUGAUAAGGACGAAAAUGUGACAGAGAUGCGAGACCAAGUGUUCUAUCAAAAAGAUUUAUUUGGCUUGCGUACCCUUGACAAAGCUGGAAAAAUUAAGAUCUAUGAAGUUGCUGGAGUGUAUCACACAGACUGGCACCACAACGUGUCCGUCAUCAAGGACUGUAUAUUGCCCUGGCUGGAUUAGGGUUUCUAGUUGUUACUCGUGGAUUCUCCAUCAAAGCAUUACUUAUGUUAACAAUGUUUUUACUUUCUUAGUUUGAAAGUAUGAUAUGUUCAAACUGAUGUUCCAAAAUAGAUCAAAGUGGUGUUGUAGACUUGGUUGAUGGGAAAUAAUGAAUAAGGAAAUAUACAGUACAGUACAAGAAAAUAAAGGUGUUUUAAACCAACCUUUCAUCUGGUACUUUUUACUUUUAACCUCUUCACCACUUAUCAACUCGUUAGCCGCUUGGGCAGUUGGUCACGUCUCUGUUAUGCACUGUUGGCAAGUACUGGGCAUGAACUGGCUCCUGAAUUUAUCGGAACCUGCUCUGGUGUUGGUCAAGACUAGCCUUGAAAGAGCUCAUACUGAUGUACAUAUUGUACCUCCUUUAUAGUAUAGUGACCACCCUUGUACAAAUACUUCCUUAAUCCACAUACUAUUUCCCUCUCAAUCUCUGAACUCUUUCUUCAGCUAUUUGUAACAUACAGCAGCAGAGCUUUACCUGUGCUUGUUUGUUAAAGUUAAUAAUGCAAUCCAUUUCUUGAAAUCUGGCAAGAUAAGUCCAUAAAACAAAUGAGACAUCUGUCGAGUUUACAACUGUAUACAGAGCCUGUAUUUUGGUAUUCAAUAUUAUUUUCAUUAGUCACAUGGUAGCUAUGCAGUAUUUACUGAUUAGUCACAAGGUAGCUAUGCAGUAUUUACUGAUGUGAAAACCUGCUCUACAGGUUAGGCAAAUACUGCACGACAAGAGUAUGACUGCAUUUAUUCAUAUACAAAUACUGUAUACUGUAAUGAUAAUAAUAUAUACUCACAUUUAUAUUAAAAUAAUGUUCA
Homarus americanus (American lobster) is the source of this 2057-nucleotide messenger RNA. RefSeq names its product lysosomal thioesterase PPT2-A-like (gene Ppt2). The record is from RefSeq and is a predicted model, not a curated record. The coding region runs from base 432 to 1208 and encodes 258 amino acids. The transcript is spliced from 6 exons. Lineage: Eukaryota; Metazoa; Arthropoda; Malacostraca; Decapoda; Nephropidae. Gene Ontology annotation, cellular component: lysosome. Gene Ontology annotation, molecular function: thiolester hydrolase activity.